AUGCAGUUUAAUUGCAAAGACUGUUUAGAAAGUAAUUUUAGAAAAGAAUCUAAAAUCAGAGAUGAGUUUGAAACUAUGUGUAUUGAAUAUAUCACAAAAAAGCUGACGCGAAUUUUUGGUGACAACAACAAACUACAACGUGAACUCAACAUGAAGUUCGAGAUCGGAUGCGCUUUGUUAUUCUAUCAAGGCGGCAAAGCCUAUUACAGUUGCUUCACAAACAGCACGAAAUACGACGUGAAUGACGUCAGCGUCAGCGUCAACAACAACAACAAUUACAUCAACAACAACAACAAUUACAUUAACAACAACAACAAUUACAUCAACAACAACAACAAUUACAUUAACAACAACAACAAUUACAUCAACAACAACAACAAUUACAUUAACAACAACAACAAUUACAUCAACAACAACAACAAUUACAUUAACAACAACAACAAUUACAUCAACAACAACAACAAUUACAUCAACAAUAACAAUUACAUCAACAACAACAACAAUUACAUCAACAAUAACAAUUACAUCAACAACAACAAUAUUACACGAUAUUUUAAUUUAUUCUUUAUUUUAAAAAGUGUAAAACAAUUUUUUGUUUUAACAGUUUUUAACAGAAAUGUUAGCAUGAGGGAAUGUUUCCGUCAGCUGAAGCGUGAGGAUGAAGUGGAUUUUUGUUACUUUUCAUGA
Helobdella robusta is the source of this 687-nucleotide messenger RNA. RefSeq lists its product as hypothetical. The record is from RefSeq and is a predicted model, not a curated record. The coding region runs from base 1 to 687 and encodes 228 amino acids. NCBI's taxonomy places the organism in Eukaryota, Metazoa, Annelida, Clitellata, Rhynchobdellida, Glossiphoniidae. The transcript has 2 exons.